Messenger RNA from Toxorhynchites rutilus septentrionalis, 3531 nucleotides. RefSeq names its product ATP-binding cassette sub-family D member 1 (gene ABCD). The record is from RefSeq and is a predicted model, not a curated record. Gene Ontology annotation, molecular function: ATP hydrolysis activity; ATP binding; long-chain fatty acid transmembrane transporter activity. Gene Ontology annotation, cellular component: peroxisomal membrane. Gene Ontology annotation, biological process: very long-chain fatty acid catabolic process; peroxisome organization; fatty acid beta-oxidation. NCBI's taxonomy places the organism in Eukaryota, Metazoa, Arthropoda, Insecta, Diptera, Culicidae. The transcript is spliced from 8 exons. The coding region runs from base 956 to 3220 and encodes 754 amino acids.
UGCAAACUCCACAAACUAGUGCCGCGAGAACAGCGGAAGCGAACGUUUCAUUAUCAUCCCAUACCUUUUAUCCGGCGACAGUUCAGUACUCGUUGAUUCACAUCUUUCAUUCGCUUCUGCAAAACACCGUGACGGUACCUUUCGGAAAAUAUUUGUUUUGUGCUACUAGAAGUGUUUAGUUCACACGAAGAUGAAAAUGUGUACUAAGCUGGUCAUUAUAUGAAGUGAGGAAAAUCAAGCAAAAAAAAAAACGGUUGAAGAAAGUGUCAUUUUCCAGUUGCCGUGGUUGAACCAGUCAGUGGAUUGUUAUUGAGAUGUUUUCUGCAUAGUAACUGCAAUGACAUAACCCGCAAAUCCAACUCAGAUUUUCUCUAAUAGUAUAUGUACUUGCUGAUGUGUGUACUUAGUGCUGCAUAUUGAACGCAAUUUUUUACACUAUUUUUCCUUGAUACCUGAUCUGGUGUGCGGUGCUGUCGUCGGUUGGUCCUGCUUUGUCGCUCAUUUCAUUCGACUAAUAGUCUGACUAAUAAUAUUAUUGAAUUAGUGGAUUCCUGUGAGGUGUUCCAUUGCAUGGAGUUGAAGGAUAAGUUCUGUGAUGAAUAAUUGUAUAUUUCGGUAGUGCAAAUCCAGACCGUAUGAUCUGUGAAAGAGAUCACAUGUCCUUGGAAGUGUCUAUAUACAAGAUUUCAAAGUGCUUUUAUGGAGUAUUCCACUGAGUGAGUGAAAAUAGAAAAUCUGAUUCGAUUACUUAACGCCUGCAGCCGUACUUGUCUGCAGAAUAGAUCGUCUAGUGGAUUAGCCGUUUUCUUCACUUCAAAUAUGCAUCAGCGCAGAACGUUCGAGAUGCUAAAACGGAACUACUUCAGCAUGAAAACAACAGAAAUGUAGUUUUCCUUCCAUCUGGAUGAGAUAGACUUUUUCGAGUCGGCACAGUGGAGAUCAGCUGUGAGCCAAAAUGCCGACGGUGAUAUCAAAGUUUGCCAAAAAGUCCUUCGAUAAGCUCGAAGAGUUCGGCUACUCCAAAGAGCUUGUCUCCAAGGGGCUUCUAUCCACGGCUCUGGUAGCGUACUGUUUGAAGAUUUCGUAUCCCUACAUAAAGCGACAAUUGUACGGAUGCGAGAAUGAUAGAGAUAAGAACCAUGAUAAUGGCAUGAGUAGAAAUGAAAAUAAUAAUCUCACAAAAAUGAAAGCCGGAGAGAAGCCAGAAGAGAAGAUUGAACAAAUAAUCAUCGAGAAGAAGCGUCGACGAAAAAAACAACCCGGGCUUAAUCUCGAAUUCAUCCUCCAGCUUAAAAAGCUCAUCCAGAUCAUGAUUCCGCAAGUUUUGUGCGAGGAAACAGGUUUACUGGCGGUUCACACCGUUUGCCUUAUCUCGCGGACUUUUCUCAGCAUAUAUGUAGCCGCCAUGGAGGGUGCAAUCGUGAAGUACAUCGUGAGAAAAGAUGUCAAAAACUUUGUACUAAUGCUAUUGCAAUGGUUCGGUAUCGCGAUACCGGCGACGUUCGUCAACUCUAUGAUUCGCUAUCUCGAGAACAAGUUGGCAUUAGCUUUUAGAACACGCCUAGUGAACCACGCCUACGACAUGUACUUCAAAAACCAAACCUACUACAAAGUGUCCAACCUGGACGGUCGAAUCGAAAAUGCCGAUCAUCGCUUAACUGAUGAUAUUUCGACCUUCUCGAGCUCAGUGGCUCAUCUGUACAGCCACCUGACGAAGCCAUGCUUCGAUCUGAUGUUGAUUGGUAUUGCUAUGGCGCGUUCGUCGCGAAAAAUGAAGGCAAACAUCGUAAUGGGACCGGCGUUGGCCACGAUUGUAAUAGGAACGACAGCUCAUAUUCUGCGCAUAGUGUCGCCCAAAUUCGGACAGCUCGUUUCAGAGGAAGCUAAUCGCAAUGGGUAUCUGCGACAUGUACAUUCCAAGAUUAUUACGAAUGCUGAAGAGAUCGCGUUCUACGGAGGACACAAAGUGGAACACGCUCAACUUCAGGACGCGUAUGCAAGGCUAGUGGUUCAAAUGAAUACAAUAUUUACGCAGAGGCUUUGGUUUAUCAUGCUCGAACAGUUCUUCAUGAAAUAUGUGUGGUCUGGUACUGGAAUGGUGAUGGUUUCCUUGCCAAUUCUAACAGCGACUAGUAUUCCGAAUAGCCUGGAACAGAAGGUCGGAUCUGGAUCUGAACUUGCUGUUAGUGAGAGAACACAGUACUUCACUACGGCUCGGAAUCUGCUGCUCAGCGGAGCAGAUGCAAUCGAGCGGCUUAUGUCGUCUUACAAAGAAAUCGUGGCUCUGGCCGGUUACACAAACCGAGUUGCCGGAAUGCUAGAGGUGUUCGAUGAAGUGAAUCGAGGAGUGUAUCAGAAGACGGUUGUGGCCGUCGAUCGGUCUGUUGCUGGCAUCCUGGAGUUCAAGAACGGACAGCCGGUUGCAAGAGGAACGAUUGAAUGCAGUGAUAACGAGAACGAUAUGACAAUUUCGUUGGAAAAUGUGCCUGUAGUGACCCCCAACUGUGACAUCGUGGUGUCUAGUCUAACAUUGACCAUAAUGCCCGGGAUGCAUUUGCUUAUAACGGGACCCAAUGGUUGUGGAAAGUCAAGCUUGUUCCGGAUCUUGAGCGGAUUAUGGCCAAUUUAUGGAGGAACGCUGCGAAUACCAAAGCUUACGAGGGAUAAACCUUGCAUGUUUUAUAUCCCUCAACGACCUUACAUGUCCUGCGGAAGUCUGAGGGACCAAAUCAUAUAUCCAGACACGCGUAAAGAAAUGAUGAGCAAAAACAUCACAGAAUGCCAGUUGAGAGAAAUUAUGCGAAUGGUAGAGUUAGAACACAUCGUACAUAGAGACAGCUUUGAUGAAAUUCGAGACUGGAAAGAUACUCUCUCUGGUGGUGAAAAACAAAGGAUGGCUAUGGCUAGACUUUUUUAUCACAAACCACAAUACGCUCUACUAGAUGAAUGCACCAGCGCCGUCUCGAUUGACGUCGAGAGCUCCAUUUACGAGAAAGCCAAGUCCAUGGGAAUAACCCUCUUGACAAUCACCCACAGACCAACCUUGUGGAAAUUCCACACUCAUAUCCUGGAAUUUGAUGGUCAAGGUGGAUGGGUGUUCGAGGCUCUUGCCAACGAUGCUCAACAGAAGGUUCCUAAAACUAUCAAUCAAAUCGUAUAUCAAAAUCACAAACCAUACACGGAAGUGCCGGAAAUUUCGUCCUCUACGGUUUCGGUGUAAGCUGCCUUCACGAAACUGUAUAAAACAUUUCAUCACAAAAUAUCGAGAUUAUUCUAUCCCUACAAUAUGUAGAAAUUCUAGCAAAAUUUUCUAGUAAUGUAAUUUUAAACAAACGCAGGUGAUUUGUUAAGCACUUAGUAUAUAAGAUAAUAUUAGUUGAAAAAUUAAAAAUUUUCUUUGGCCUAAAGUAUCCUUGAAAUAUUUGCAAUCUGGAUUGUAUGUCAGCAAACAAUUUAAAUGUGAAUAUGUUGUAAUAUUUCUUGAAAAUACGACCUUAAAGAUAAAUUUUGAAAGAUCUCUUUUCAAUGAUA